AUGGAUGAUAAAAAUGCAGCUUCCUCGACAACAAAUGCUCUCAUCCUACCUAAUGUUGUCUAUCCUGUUCUCGAACAAAUGGAUAAAUCUGGUUAUAAAGAUCUACAAAAGGAUUUACGUCAACAUUUUUAUCUACUAGAACAAAUUUAUCCUGGGUUCUCUCACUGUUUUCUUCAAUCGUUCCUGCGUCAGCAAAAUCCACCGUGUACGUUGAAUCUCAAUGAAUUAACACUCAAAUUAGAAAAAUAUUGUGAUAAAUCGUCCUAUUUGAUCUCGAACUUACGCAGCGAAGCAGAAUUUCAAGAGUUAAAUCUCCGCGCGAAGAAUCUCAAACGAAUCCUCAGUCGCAUUCCCGAUGAUAUCACCGAAAAACGUGAAUUUCUCGAAACAAUCAAAGAAAUCGCCAGUGCUAUCAAAAAAACUCUCGACAGUGUUUCUAACACUUAUCAAUACUUCAAAACAUCGGAUGGCAGACAAGCUCUCGAGAAUGAAAAGAAAGAAUUCAUCAAAUAUAGUAAAAAUUUUAGUAAUACACUCAAAGCUUAUUUCCGUGAUAAUCAACGUGAUGAUGUUUACAUAGCGGCGAACCAUUUACUCGUCCAGACCGAUUAUUUGCUACGUACAAUCAAAUUCUACUGUGAAACAGAUGCAUUUGAUGAAUGUUUGUAUCCUCUGAUACCUCAUCAGCAAACAUCGAAUCGUCUCACGCCUGCUGUACGUUACAAUCACAAUGAUCAUCGACCAAUUUCGUCAGCAACGAAUCGGCCACAUUCAUCUUAUGAAACGAAUUUUACUUGA
Molecule: messenger RNA, 798 nt
Organism: Adineta ricciae
Lineage: Eukaryota; Metazoa; Rotifera; Eurotatoria; Adinetida; Adinetidae
Source: the annotation of a GenBank genome assembly